Messenger RNA from Magallana angulata, 855 nucleotides. RefSeq lists its product as uncharacterized. NCBI's taxonomy places the organism in Eukaryota, Metazoa, Mollusca, Bivalvia, Ostreida, Ostreidae. Bases 1 to 696 code for a protein of 231 amino acids. The record is from RefSeq and is a predicted model, not a curated record. The transcript is spliced from 2 exons.
AUGGCUUAUGCUUCAGAUACGGUGAUGUUUCCUGGAGUUUUGAUUUUUGCAAUUCUUUUAGAAUUUCAACCGGUUCAAGGAAUCAUAACGCCUGUCAAAUUAUGGAAGGCAAAGCAUUGGCCUAAACCAAGGUCAUUUCUCAAUGGCGCAGGACCAGCAAAGAUCAGCAAAAAUGUCGUAUUUCAUUUAAAAGAGCGUCAGUCAUUUACUGAUAGGUUUGGGUGUCCUACUCCACAACCUCAAAUGAUUCCUCCUCCACAAACUCAAAAUACUCCUACUCCAAGACCUCAAACGGAUAUGCCCGGCAAUCCUAUAUUGAUACCAAAAACGGAUGAAUAUGGUUUGCCAUUUACUGACAGUAAAAGAGUUUCAAUUCUUAAAUCUUUUCGCUGGAGAAGAACAAAGAGACGUUCUCGACGAUUACGCUCGCCCAAUAGAUGUGGAUAUCCUCUUGCAAGUUUGGCAACAUCCUCAACCAUUCACCAACCUUCAUUGACAGUUGUAACGGCGAUCGCUUCAAACUCCCAACAAAGCAGAAGUACACAGCCACAGGCGUUGAUCGACACGAUGACGUAUGUGUACAUUGGGGCGGGACUGGCGACGUUGCUCCUGAUUACUGGCGCUCUCAUCUUUUUGGUAUUGUGGGCGCAAAAGAGGAAAACUCGACAUCGAGUGAAUAAUACAGAUUCCUUAUAACACGUUACUGGGUUAUAAAAUUAUCCAAUGAAUCACUCCAAAAAAUGUUAUAACUUAUAAAUUCUGGCAACGUUUAAUAUUUAUCACUAUAAUUUUUUGUCAUUUCAUUGAUUGAAACUUUCAUAUGCUGUACAUUUUGACUUAUUUUAAUAAAAAUAC